Rosa rugosa (rugosa rose) is the source of this 894-nucleotide messenger RNA. RefSeq names its product protein DA1-related 1-like. NCBI's taxonomy places the organism in Eukaryota, Viridiplantae, Streptophyta, Magnoliopsida, Rosales, Rosaceae. Gene Ontology annotation, molecular function: ubiquitin binding. The transcript is spliced from 7 exons. Bases 1 to 894 code for a protein of 297 amino acids. The record is from RefSeq and is a predicted model, not a curated record.
AUGGCUACUCAGUGUGGUGUCUGCAAUGUAUAUUCUAAUAAAUUGAGCUACUAUACAUAUUGGGAGGAAUCUGUGUGUCGUGAACAUGCCUCUGAUGGGACUCUCAGGUGUUAUACCUGUCAUAGAUUUAAGAAAGCUCAGGACCCAGAAUAUUUGGACCUUAAUGAUAAUGGCAGAAAACUUUGCUCAUAUUGUUCUAGCAUUGCUACCUUGGAUCCAAAGGAAUGCAUGCCCCUUAUUCAAAAUGUGCGUGAAUUUUAUAGAAGUUUAAACCUCGUGGUGGAUGAAACCAUUCCUUUUUUGUUGGUCGACAAGGAUAUGAUGCUCAAAUUCAUACCAGCCUGUGCAGGCAAAGAUACGAUUGGUACCAUAUGGUACAAGGAUAGCAGUUUGCGUGCUUGCACAACGAUUAAGAAAUGUUCAACAAGUGAAGGAAUUAUUAAGGUGGAGAAAAACACAGAGAGGCUAACCCGACGUUGCAAUUUAUUAACCAUGCGACGGAAAAGUUCAGUACGGGCAUUGAUAAUUUUGUUCGGUACACCGGGAGUCUGCAUAGGUGAAACAAUGGCACAUGAGAUGAUGCAUGCAUGGUUUUACCUUCAAGGUUGUAGAGGGAAAUUGGAAAGAAGUGUUGAAGAAGGUAUUUGCAGAUUAAUGGGAUACAUGUGGAUGGAGUGGUUUUGUUCUGGUGGUGUUGACUCCUUUUACAAAACCAGUGUACAAGUUCAAUAUACAAAAGACUUGAAAGAUUAUAUAGCGCAUUGGAUGGAACUUAGUCAAGACAAAAGUUAUGGCCAAGGAUUUAGAGAUGCUAUCAAGGCUGUUAGCAAGUUUGGCUUCAACUAUACAGUGGACUAUAUCGUCAAGAACAAAUGCCUCCCUUGUGAAAUUUAA